Molecule: messenger RNA, 1080 nt
Organism: Effrenium voratum
Lineage: Eukaryota; Dinophyceae; Suessiales; Symbiodiniaceae
Source: the annotation of a GenBank genome assembly
AUGGCGCCCCAGGCGUUUCACGCGCUGCAGGUCUUCAGCGCGCCGGAGGAGGUGGCGCUGCUGGGGCCGGAGGAACGAGAGAAGACCAUCCAGAAGCUGAUCAAGAGCACUGGACCAGAAGGCUUCCCGCCGCUCUCGCUGACAAGCCAGGCAGCCAUCAGCAUGUCAGAGGAGCUGCUGGUGAUGCUGGUGAUGUUUAUCUGGAUGGGCGGCCCGCUGUUCAUGUUCUUCGGCGGGCUGGCGGUCUUCCUGCUAGGAACUUGGCCUGUGAAGGCGGCCUACGUGACGCUGGCCGCCUUCUUGGCGUAUCACCCGAUGCCGGGGAAGGCCUUUACUGCGGCGCUGAUCCGCUCGCAGUUCACCCGGGCGCUCUACAAGUACUUCUCCUACCGCUUCGUGUGGUGCGACGACCAGGCGGAGUUCGCGCGCGCGCACGGGCCUUGGAUCGGCACGGGGCCGCCGCACGGGGUGCUGCCCUUUGCGAACCUCAUCGGCAUCCCAGCGAUCAACACCUUCCUGGGGUGCUCCUUCAUCGGCACCGCGGCCUCCGUGGUCUUCCACACCCCGGUGCUGAGGUAUAUGACCCUCUUCGGAGUUGUCACGGUGGAUCGGAAAUCCAUUGUGAAGGAGAUCCAGCGAGGAAACUGCGUGGGCAUCGUGCCCGACGGCGUCGCGGGCAUCUUCCGAACCAACCGCCACAAGGAGCUGCUGGCCAUGAAGGACAAGAAGGGCGUUGCGCGUCUGGCGCUCAAAACCGGCACCAACGUGCUGCCGGCCUACUCCUACGGCAACACGGCGGCCUUUUCCUGUUGGUACGACCGCUGGGGCAUCCUGGAGUCGGUGUCCCGCAAGGCGCAGGCCUCGCUCUUCCUCUACUGGGGCCGCGGUUUUUUGCCCAUCCCCCGACGCGUGCAGAUCACCAUGGCCUUUGGCAAGGUGAUCGAGGUGGCGAAAGUGGAGAACCCCAGCGAGGAGGAGGUGGACCAGUUGCACCAGAGGAUCCUCAGCGCCACCAAGGAGAUGUUCGAUCUGCACAAGCACUCCCUUGGCUGGGGUGACAAAGAGAUGCAGUUCGUGUAA